Molecule: messenger RNA, 2669 nt
Organism: Strongylocentrotus purpuratus (purple sea urchin)
Lineage: Eukaryota; Metazoa; Echinodermata; Echinoidea; Camarodonta; Strongylocentrotidae
Gene: dnajc12
Product: dnaJ homolog subfamily C member 12-like
Exons: 4
Coding region: 270-764 (164 amino acids)
Cellular component (GO): cytoplasm
Source: RefSeq, a predicted model, not a curated record
CCUGUUUAGGUGACCUAUUUGUGCCUAUAUGAGCUUUUAACUGGAGUAGUUUGCCAGUUUUUAACGCUUUUUCGGCUUCGUAUCUUCAAUCCUUCGGCACGUACAAGAGGUACGGUUCUUCGGGUGUCCACUCCCGCUUAGCUCUGGCAGGGUGAAUUGAUCAGCGACUGCUGUGCUGUCCCUGGCCCUGUAGCUGUUGACUCGCUUCUGCGUGCGCUUCAAAGUUCAACUUCAACUUAGCUUCAUGCUGUGUGGUCUGAAUUGAGGACAUGGAUGCUAUUCUGAAUAACGAAAAGAAGCCAGAAGAUGAUUAUUAUGUGCUGCUUGGAUGUGAUGAAUUAUCAACGACUGAGCAGAUCAACGCAGAGUACAAGUUUCGUGUUCUUGAGGUACAUCCCGACAAACAUCCCGAUGAUCCGCGGGCCGUUGAAAAGUUCCAGAAGAUUCAGAGAGCGCGAGAAACACUAACGGACGAAAAGCUGCGACAUGAUUAUGACCUGUGGAGGAGGAGCGGUCUGUCUAUUCCAUAUGAGACUUGGAGUGCUACAAAGGGAUCAGUACAUAUGACUAUGCAUUGGGCAAUGAAGAAGAAGAAAGAGCCAAUGUUAGAGGACGGUUCUCAGCUUCAGACCUCAUCAUCAAGCUACUCUGGACACGGUACAGAUUCUUCUGAUGGACCCGUCCCAUAUUCUGGUGUGCCUUCAAGCUGGUCUAGGGAGAAAGGAGAUGAUAUCCUUCAGAAGUUCAGAAGUUACCAGGUCUAAUCUCUUCAAACUAUCCACCUCUUGCUCCAACCUUGCCACAUUCCAUCCUCAUUGAUCAUCGUUACCAUCAUCGUCAUCAAUGGAUCAGCUGUCUUGAUGUCUAGUAUUCCAUAACUCUCUUUGGGAAAGGCAUCAAGGAUUUUGUCCAGUCAAGUGUGUCUUAACCUUUGACCUUUGAAUCCUGUGGUCUAACUUUGUAUUUCUUCUCAGUAUUUGGAUCACGUACUGUCCCAUCCGUUAACGAGAAUCAGACAAAUUGACAGAAAAAAGUUAACAUGGCCAAUAUCAUUAUCUUGGUAGUUAAGUUGCCUGAUCCAAGUUCCAUAAGGGCUAUAUGUACGUGGAAGAUGAAGAUGUCACAUAUCUAUGCUGCAAAAUAAUGACCUAUUCAUUACCACUGACCCCCUCCCCCAAUCGUCAUUGGAUUGUGAUAUUUAGUAUGACGUGAAUUUUGUACGAUUUGAUAAAGGGAAAUCAUGCUUUCAAUUCUCUACAUACCUGUAGGCAUGUCCACCUUCCCAGGUACUUGCCGUAACUUGCGAUCAUGCUUUUACGAAUCACAGAAUUUUUCUUGAUAGUUACAGUGCCAGUAGGAUACUCAUACAAAAAUUUCCUGGGGACCUAGCGUUGAGUUAUUCCAUUGACCUCUUUGUAAUGAAUUAACUACAAUACUUGGAAUCUUGUCUGCAUACAUUACUUGUUGCUAUGUCUGGCAAGCUUUCAGGUUGUCAAGUUUAAAAAGUAUGCAUCAAAUUUGAAUAUGUUAGUUAACCUACUGUAUGUAUGUCUUGACACUGGAUUUUGGCAUCAUCCUCAUCAAAAUGUAUUCGCCCUAUAUACAUAAAACUAGUCAUCACCCUUUGCCCUUUGGGGAAACUGCUACCAGCACAUUUUAAAAGUUUCGUAUAACACUACAUAUCGUCACUAUUUCCACGAAGUGACGGUAGUGAGGAAAAUCGUAACGCAAAGUGAAUGCAAUUUGUUUUCACUACCGUCACUUUGUGAAAACAGCGACGAUAUAUAUCCCAUCCAUUUAGUGUUUGCCUUGUUUUUAUAUCAUUUGUAUUCAAGCUAUCUGUAAACAGUUUGUUGUCAACAGGGUCAUUUUUUUUCUUGAGUUGUUUUAUUUUAAAUAUACUUAUGGCUUUGGGAUCUGUGCAUAUACAGUAUGAAUAAACUACUGUUCCUUUAAAUAUAUCCUUAGACUCAAGAAUGUGAAACUGUCCUUGUCUAUACAUAUCAAUAUAUUAGAAGAUCAUGAUGCAGUAAAUUAUUACAUACAUGUACAGUUAUGUAUUAAUCCUCUAAAAGUUUGGUUCUUGUUAUGAUGUACAGGGAGAAGUACAUAUGUAUCGAGUUUAAAUACAAUGUAGUUUGUAAUCUAUUAGUCAUUGCUUUAAAAAAUGUAAUAAUUGUUUGUACAUUUAAAGGCAUGAAUAUACGUGUAUAAAUUACCACGACCUACACUAUCAAAGCUCCCCCUGCCUUCUCUCCCCCUCUCUCUCCCUCUCUCUCAUUCUCUUCCUUUUUUUUGUGAAGAUUUUAAAUGUUUUGCCCUCUUGCCCCUAUUUAUUAAGUACUAUAAAGUUAUUCAUUUAAUACUCAAUCCAAAUGACUUUUUGGUUGUUCUAAUAUAAGAAUGAGUAUUUGUGGGGGCAGUGACUUUAAGUCUCUGAUAGUUAGUGUACAUUAGAUUGAAUUCUUUCAAACUUAGUGUGUUAUUCCCAAAACAAUAUCACCAACUUCCAUGUUUGUUGAAGUAUUAUGAAAAAACUACUUGUUGUACAUGUAUUGUAAUAUUUCAUUCUUGAUAUUUCAAAUAGUGAAUGUUAGUAAAUGGUAUUCAAAUAUAUGUUAUUGUAAAAGUUGUGUACAAAAUAAAUAUACAGUAUCAUAUAUAUCAAA